GGCUAGAGAAAUGAGGGGCCCGGUUCCCUGAUGGAAUGGAAGGAAGAUCAAGAUGUACUCCUCCUAUCCUCCAGGAAAAACCCCUAAGAAGUCCUCCAUCCCCGGAGUGAGCAUCCGGCAGCUGGUGGACGAGAUCCCCGAAGGCUGCAGUACACCAGAUUUCAAGCAGAAGCCUGUCACCUUGGCUCUACCAGAGGGAAAGAAUGCCAUCUUUCGGGCGGUGGUCUGUGGGGAGCCCAGACCCGAAGUGCACUGGCAGAACACCAAAGGAGACCUCAGCAACUCCAGCAAGUACCAGAUCUCCUCUGCUCCUGACAGCAAGGAGCAUGUGCUGCAGAUCAACAAGCUGACUGGAGAGGACUCGGAUCUGUACCGCUGCACUGCAGUGAACGCCUUCGGAGAAGCCACGUGCUCCGUGAGGCUCACCGUCAUCGAAGUGGGUUUUCGGAAGAACCGAAAAAGGCAAAAGGAACCUCAGGAGGACCUCAGGACAGAGCUGAAGGACUUUCGGAAGAUGCUGAAAAAGAGGACCCCACCUCCAGCCCCUGAUAAAAAGAUGGAGUCUGCACAGGUGUGGCAGCUGCUCAUGACCGCGGACCGUAAGGACUAUGAGAAGAUCUGUAUGCAGCAUGGCAUCGUCGACUUCCGGGGCAUGCUGCGCAAGCUGCAGGAGAUGAAGAAGGAACAGGAGGACAGAAUGGCACAGUAUGUCAACGCCAUUGACAACUUGAGACACAUCAGGGUCACCAAGGAAGGGGUCGCCACGUUUGACCUGGAGCUGGAUCUCAAGGACCUUGAGAACAAGAUUUACCUGUACAAGGAUGGUGAGAUGAUCCCCUAUGGCUUUGAUAACCAGACCAAGCACUGUCUGAGACGGCUGGGGAAGCGCUACCACUUCCUGAUCCAGGACCUGCGGCCCGAGGAUGCUGGCCUUUACCAGGUCAUGGUGGAGGAUGCUGUGGUCUUCUCCACAGAGCUGGAGGCCAGCACCAUCCCCCCCAGAGUGGUGGUCCCGUUGGCAGAGACCCGCUGUGAGGAACAGGGGGACGCAGUCUUUGAAUGCACACUCUCCAAUCCUUGUCCCAAUGCGACCUGGCAUUUCCAGCACCGAACACUGAGGCUCGGUGACAGAUACGAAGUUUCUGUGUCCCCUGAUGGGCUGACCCACCGGCUGGUUGUGAAGGGCGCCAGUUGCUCAGAUAUGGGCCUCUACUCCCUGAACGCUGGACUCCAUGCCUCCAGUGCCUGGCUCAUGGUUGAAGGAGGGAAGGAUAAAGGCCCUCAGACCACAGAUACUGAGCACCGACUGCAAAGCAGGAGAGAAACCCAAGAGGGAAGGCCAGAUGUCUGUGGCCAGGGACAAGAUGCUACCCAGAGCCCCAGAUCCAGAUACAAGCCUGGCCCUGGCUCUUCUACGAAGGCCCGAGGCUCCAUGGACCACUUCUCUCGGGGUCUGGUGGAUACGGAGGUGCAUCAGGGGGAAGCUGCCAUACUUUCCUGUACCCUCACCAGUGACAUGGGACCUGGCACCUGGUUCAAGGAUGGAGUCAAGCUCACUGCCCAUGAUGGGGUCAUCUUUGAGCAAGAUGGGCUCACACACAGACUGAUCCUCACCCACGCGGAGGGCACCCAGGCUGGGAGAUACACUUUUGUGGCCGGCAGACAGCACACAGAGGCCAGCCUGACCGUGCAAGAUCCCCCCACCAUUGCUCCAGAUGUGACAGAGACACUGAGAGAGCCACUGGUGUUCAAAGCAGGGAAGCCCGUGACUCUGAAGAUCCCUUUCCAGAGCCGCCUUCCUGUUCAGGCUGUCUGGAGGAAGGAUGGGGAGGAGGUGGUGGGCAGCAACCGCAGGGACAUCCAGGUGGCCCUGGGGGAUGGCUACACACGGCUGUGCCUCCCCAGCGUGUGCAGGAAGGACAGUGGCCAGUACAGCGUUACCCUGAAGAGCGACGGAGGCUGCAUGCAGGCUGAAUUCACUCUGCACGUCAUAGACUUAACCCACUGGAGAGGGGAUAGGAACAUGCCCUCCUCCAGCUUCUCUGAUCCUUUCUCCUUCUGCUCCUCUCCAUGGGUCCUCAGACAAGCCUCAGCCCCACAGGGACCCCUGGAGGUACAGGACUGCCGCAGAGCAGGUGUCUGUCUCCGCUGGCGGCCCCCGAGGGACGACGGCGGCCAGGCCAUACAACACUACGUGGUGGAAAGGCGACAGGCUGGAAGGAGCACUUGGCUGAAGGUGGGCGAGCCCCCACCGGAGAGUACCAGCUUCACCGAUGCCAGCGUGGAGCAGGGCCGGAAAUAUGCCUUCCGUGUGCGGACUGUGACCUCAGAGGGAGCCGGGGACGCCCUGGAGUCUGAGGAGGUGUUGGUGGCUCCUGAGGAUCUCCCGGGCCCCCCUUCUGCCCCAGACAUCUUAUCAGCCUCCAGCCAGAGCAUCACUCUGACAUGGGCAGCACCACGGGGCCCCGGCAGCGCCCACAUCUUGGGCUACCGGGUUGAGAAGCGCAAGAAGGGGAGCAACACCUGGGUGGCUGUGAACGAGCAGCCCGUGUCUGAAAGGCGGUACACCGUGGCGGAUCUGCGACAGGGCUGCCAGCAUGAGUUCCGGGUUAUCGCUGUGGCUCCCUCAGGCCCUGGAGAGCCUGGGCCUCCAUCGGAUGCUGUCUUCGCUCGAGAUCCCAUGAGACCUCCAGGACCUGUUCGGGAUCUCCGGGUUACAGACAGAACAUCGAACACCAGCAUCACCCUGAGCUGGAGGAGGCCGGACACCCAGGAUAACGAUGAAGCCCACGGGUUCAUUGUGGAGUUGUGUGGCUCACACAGCCUUCAGUGGAGCCCAUGCCACGUGGGCACUGUGCCAGGCACCACCUUCACAGCCAAGGGGCUUCGGCCCCAAGAAGGCUACCUCGUGCGGGUGACAGCGGUCAAUGAUGGGGGCCACGGCCCCGCCACUUCCCUAGACUCACUGGUCCAUGCCGCGCCUGCUACCGUCUGUCCCAAGUUCCUCAUGGGCUACAGCACAAAGGAUUCGCUGAUGGUCAGGGUUGGAGACAGCAUUCGAGUUCCGGUCUCGUUUGAAGCUACCCCCAUGCCUGAGGUGACCUGGCUGAAAGAUGGCUUGCCCUUGCCCAAAAGAAGCGUGACCACCGUGAAGGACGGCCUCACCCAGCUUCUGAUUCCUGCAGCUAGCCUCUCGGACCGUGGCCGAUACACCGUGAUGCUGAGACACCCACAGGGGAAGGAAGCCGUCUACAGCUUCUCCAUCCGUGUGGCAGCAUGCCCACAGGCACCAGGAUCCAUCUACCUGCGGGAGAAUGUGCCUGGGACAGUGACGGUCCAAUGGGAACCCUCCCCGGACGAGGCUCAGGGCAUCCCCUUGCACUAUACGGUGCUGAUGCGUUCCUCAUCUCAUGGAUCCUGGCAUGAAGUGGCUGACCGCGUCCACACCAACCACUUCACCUUCCUGGGGGUCCUCCCUGGCCAUGAGUACCACUUCCGGGUGCUGGCCAAGAAUGAGCUGGGGGCCAGCAAGCCUUCAGACACCAGCCAACCCUGGUGUAUCCCCAGGCAGAGAGAGAGGUUCACCGUGAAGACGCCAAUAUACCGGGAACCCAACCUGAGCCAGAAGCCCCGCUUCCUGGUGGGUCUGCGGACCCACCUUCUGCCCCAGGGCUGCGAGUGCCGCAUGACCUGCGCUGUGCAGGGCUCACCCCGGCCCCAGGUCACCUGGUUCAGGAACGACCAGAGCUUGGACAGAAACCCUGCGCUGUACAGCACUGACGUGCUGAGUGUGUGCUCCCUCGUCAUCCCCAGUGUGUCCCUGAAGGACAGCGGCGAGUACAAGGCUGUGGCCAGGAACCCCCUGGGUCAGGCUGUCAGCACGGCCACCCUCAUUGUCACAGAAUACAACUCCUAGCCCCACUUGGCCUGGAAUCCUAGCCUAGCCCCACCCCACAGCCAUGAGAUGGAUGGGAACUCUCUGAAGCUUUACCCCUGAUGCCCACACUGGCCAAGGGAGCCAGCCCAGAAUGACAGUGGAUGUUCCUCUGCGAGACAGGAACAAGAGGGCUCUGGUCAGAUGUGACCAGAAGCGCUGAAAUCAUUGAAGAAGUAGAAUAAGGGUGAAGGAUGUGGUCUUAAGCUGAAUCAUGGCUCAGGGUGACCCUGGUGCUGUGGGUGUCUUUGUUCUCCACAUCUGGAUGAAGCUCCAGAGAGAAUGAUCCACAGGGGUGGCAGCUGAGCCCACUGUGACCACAGGAGAAAAGUCAUGGAGGGCAGAGGACCUGGGUGAAGGCAUCAAGGAUAUGUGUGUGGGGAAUCCCUGUACUUCAUUAAAACAGCAGGCUAAGAAA
This is a messenger RNA of Peromyscus leucopus (white-footed mouse), 4352 nucleotides long. It is a transcript of the gene Igfn1, whose product is annotated as immunoglobulin like and fibronectin type III domain containing 1. Lineage: Eukaryota; Metazoa; Chordata; Mammalia; Rodentia; Cricetidae. Gene Ontology annotation, molecular function: protein binding. The record is from RefSeq and is a predicted model, not a curated record.